Nyctereutes procyonoides (raccoon dog) is the source of this 1608-nucleotide messenger RNA. It is a transcript of the gene TMEFF1, whose product is annotated as transmembrane protein with EGF like and two follistatin like domains 1. NCBI's taxonomy places the organism in Eukaryota, Metazoa, Chordata, Mammalia, Carnivora, Canidae. Bases 135 to 962 code for a protein of 275 amino acids. Gene Ontology annotation, molecular function: protein binding. The record is from RefSeq and is a predicted model, not a curated record. The transcript is spliced from 3 exons.
GUCAUAAUAAAAUACGGCAGACGAGGUGGCCUGAACAUCAGAAACGUAUUCCUCACAGUUCCGGAGGCUGGGGAGUCCACGAUCAAGGUGGUGCCAAUGAGGAUAGCUAACAGCCAGAAGAAAUAUAGUGGAAAAUGCAAAACAACGAAAUUAUAAAACCUGCCAAAUACUUCUCGGAGUUGGAAAAGAGCAUCCUACUUGCUUUGGUAGAAAAGUACAAAUAUGUGCUGGAAUGUAAGAAAAGUGAUGCGCGAACUAUUGCACUCAAGCAGCGUACCUGGCAGGCGCUUGCCCACGAAUACAACUCUCAGCCAAGCGUGUCACUGCGGGAUUUCAAACAGCUGAAGAAGUGCUGGGAGAACCUCAAGGCUCGGACCAAAAAGAUUAUGGCCCAUGAGAGGAGAGAGAAUGUGAAACGGAGCGUCAGCCCUCUCCUGAGCACGCACGUCCUGGGGAAGGAGAAGAUCGCCAGCAUGCUGCCGGAGCAGCUCUACUUCCUGGAGAGCCCUCCAGAAGAGGAGCCCGAGUACCACCCGGACAACGCAGCCCAAGAAUCAUUUGCUGUUUCAAAUAGAGAACUGUGCGAUGAUGAGAAAGAGUUCAUACAUUUUCCAGUGUGUGAAGAGACCUCUCAACCUGAACCCUCAUGUUCAGCUGUCAGAAUCACAGCCAAUAAACACUACAGGAGCAAAACCUCUCAGGAACGUGCUUUAAAAAAGAUGCAUGAGGAAGAACACCAUCAACAAAUGUCCGUCUUACAGCUGCAGCUGAUACAAAUGAACGAGGUGCAUGUGGCCAAAAUCCAGCAGAUAGAGCGGGAGUGUGAGAUGGCAGAGGAGGAGCACAGGAUAAAAAUGGAAGUUCUCAAUAAAAAGAAGAUGUAUUGGGAAAGAAAGCUACAAACUUUUACCAAGGAGUGGCCUGUCUCCUCAUUUAACCAGCCCUUUCCCAAUUCACCCUAAGACUGCGGGGGUCGGAUCCCUUGUAACCAGCCCAUGUGGGCAAAGAAAGCCUGGAACGUGAACUUGCGGUCAGGAACUUGUAACAGAGCUACAACUAGGAAACUUAGAGCGGUAGUAGUCGCGUAUUUAAGAGUACAUUCAGGUAAACAGCCAGCCGCACCCUGUGUACCCCUUCAGUGGCAAAGAAGCUGUUCCAGUCUCCUGAAGAUGAUCACUACGAGUGCUAUAAUUCUGAAUGUAAUGUCUCUUAAUUAGAAUUCAUACAAGAACCAUGUGCGAGUGUUGUUGUUGUAUUUUUUUAAAUCAGAUCGCAAGUGUGACUAUAAAGAAGUGUGGCUGAUUUUUUUUUUUUUUAAAUAGACAGCAGAACUUUUCUAUCCAAAUGAACGCGCUCCUAUUGAAAGCAGCACAAAGACCCAGGAGGCCACACAUUGUUUUUGCAGUGGUGGUGCUGUUGCUCAGAACUUGAGGGAAGUCGUUAGGGAACCUCCCUGAGAGCCGCACACAACACCUCUCUCAUUGUUUUUUUGUUUUGUUUUGUUUUGUUUUCUUAUCAGUGUCGUUUUUUGUUUUUUGAGUGGCUUUUCUGAUUUUAAACAGUCCAGCAUUUGGAAGGAUAUUUUCUAAUGUGGCUCAUAAACUGCCU